GAUUGAUUCUAAAUAUCUUCUGAGAAUGGCAUGGCUUAUUUGUUUCUGUGUAUUCGCAGCAGUAAUCUUAGUGUCUCUGUAUCUGAGGAAGAUGACACUGAUGUGUGUGCGUGGGCUUCUAAUUGAUGAUAGGAGUCCUCCAAGACUCCCAUCUCUUCCAAUUAUUGGGAGCCUUCUCAGUCUUAGGAGUGACAGUCCUCCACAUAUUUUCUUUCAGCAGCUGCAGAAGAAAUAUGGAGCUAUUUAUUGUCUUACAAUGGGUUCCCAUAAAGUACUGAUUAUUAACAGUCAUCACCAUGCAAAAGAGGUGCUGCUUAAGAAGGGGAAAAUAUUUGCAGGGAGACCACGUACUGUUACUACAGACAUUUUAACACGAGAUGGCAAAGACAUCGCAUUCGCUGACUAUAGUGUCACAUGGAGAUUUCAUCGAAAAAUUGUGCACGGGGCCCUUUACAUGUUUGGAGAGGGAACUGCAUCAAUCGAGAAAAUAAUUUGUGAAGAAGCAAGGUCUAUGUGUGAAGUCUUGGCUAAUUUGCAAAGCUCACCAAUAGACCUAGCUCCAGAACUGACCCGUGCUGUCACGAAUGUGGUGUGUGCUCUUUGUUUUAACUCCUCAUACAAACGUGGAGAUCCUGAGUUUGAAGCCAUGCUCAAAUACAGCCAAGGCAUUGUGGAUACAGUUGCCAAGGACAGUUUGGUGGACAUCUUUCCAUGGCUACAGUGGUUUCCAAAUGAAGACCUCAAAAUCCUCAAGCGAUGUGUUGCUAUCAGAGACAAGCUACUUCAAAAGAAAUAUGAGGAGCACAAGGCAGACUACAGUGAUAAUGUCCAGCGUGAUCUGCUGGAUGCUCUUUUGAGUGCCAAGCACAGCUCUGAGAAUAACAACACCAGCACUCAGGACAUUGGUCUUACUGAUGAUCACCUACUGAUGACUGUAGGAGAUAUUUUCGGAGCAGGAGUGGAGACUACCACCACUGUAUUAAAGUGGUCCAUAGUUUACCUGAUACAUCAUCCAAAGGUUCAGAAAAAGAUUCAGGAGGAGCUGGACACUAAGAUUGGGAGAGAUAGGCACCCCCAGCUCAGUGACAGAGGAAAUCUGCCCUACCUUGAGGCCACCAUCAGAGAGGUGCUACGUAUCCGGCCUGUCUCUCCACUUCUCAUCCCUCAUGUAGCUCUCUCAGACUCGAGUAUAGGGGAGUAUGCUGUACAGAAAGGAACUCGAGUCAUCGUCAAUCUGUGGUCUUUGCAUCAUGAUGAAAAAGAAUGGAAAAACCCAGAACUGUUUGAUCCAGAGAGGUUCCUGGAUGAGAAGGGUAAUACACUGUGCUACCCAUCGGUAAGCUAUCUGCCAUUUGGUGCUGGAGUGCGUGUAUGUCUGGGUGAAGCUCUGGCCAAGAUGGAGCUCUUCCUCUUCUUAUCAUGGAUUUUGCAAAGGUUCACUCUGGAGGUGCCUGAUGGUCAGCCUCUGCCAGGGCUGCAUGGCAAGUUCGGAGUUGUUCUUCAGCCACAGAGGUUUAAAGUCAAUGCCAGGCUUAGGAUAGGGUGGGAAAAAAACCUACAGUGCAGUGAGGUUGAGUCAGGCUGAAAUUAAAUCAUGCCUAAGCUCAAUAGGCAAACACAAUGUCUUACGUUUGUAAUUUCAGAGAUGAAGUGUAUAAAGUGUAAGGCAAAGAAAAAUCACAUUGCUGUAAUUAACACAUCGAACACACAUUGUUUCUAAUGUGAUCCUGGUACACACAAACUAGUGUCAAUCGCUCACCUUGUGGAGAAUGUUGAACCUGCUAACUACUGAGUAUGUAUGUAAGUUAUAAGCUGGGUUCAAGAGGUGCUUCAGAUCUUGUUGACCUCCUUUUUUCUACACACAUUGUCUAUUUUAUCA
Trichomycterus rosablanca is the source of this 1879-nucleotide messenger RNA. RefSeq names its product steroid 17-alpha-hydroxylase/17,20 lyase (gene cyp17a1). Gene Ontology annotation, biological process: hormone biosynthetic process; progesterone metabolic process. Gene Ontology annotation, molecular function: steroid 17-alpha-monooxygenase activity; iron ion binding; heme binding. NCBI's taxonomy places the organism in Eukaryota, Metazoa, Chordata, Actinopteri, Siluriformes, Trichomycteridae. The transcript has 8 exons. Bases 26 to 1585 code for a protein of 519 amino acids. The record is from RefSeq and is a predicted model, not a curated record.